Messenger RNA from Peromyscus leucopus (white-footed mouse), 5032 nucleotides. RefSeq names its product exportin 5 (gene Xpo5). Gene Ontology annotation, cellular component: nucleus; RNA nuclear export complex; cytoplasm. Gene Ontology annotation, molecular function: RNA binding; small GTPase binding; nuclear export signal receptor activity. Lineage: Eukaryota; Metazoa; Chordata; Mammalia; Rodentia; Cricetidae. The record is from RefSeq and is a predicted model, not a curated record. Bases 151 to 3765 code for a protein of 1204 amino acids. Gene Ontology annotation, biological process: RNA export from nucleus; protein export from nucleus. The transcript has 32 exons.
UCCCAGCUGCAGCCUCUUGGUGCUCACGCUCCUCCUCCCGCUCCCCACCCCCCCCAGCCCGCCGCGGCCUGGUAUCAACGUGUGGCCCCGCCAGGGGUGCCCUGUGUGCCUCGUGCUCCCGGGACGGCGGUGGUGUUCUCGGCUCUAGCCAUGGAGAUGGAGCAAGUGAACGCGCUGUGCGAGGAGCUAGUGAAAGCGGUGACGGUCAUGAUGGACCCCAGCUCCACCCAGCGCUACCGGCUGGAAGCCCUCAAGUUUUGUGAAGAGUUUAAAGAGAAGUGCCCUAUCUGUGUCCCGUGUGGCUUGAGGUUGGCUGAAAUAACACAGAUUGCCGUUGUCAGACAUUUUGGCCUUCAGAUCCUGGAACAUGUUGUCAAGUUUCGAUGGAACAGCAUGUCUCGAUUGGAGAAGGUUUAUCUGAAGAACAGUGUCAUGGAGCUGAUGGCAAAUGGAACAUUGAGUAUUCUGGAGGAGGAGAACCACAUUAAAGAUGUUCUGUCUAGGAUUGUGGUAGAAAUGAUCAAGCGAGAAUGGCCACAGCACUGGCCUGACAUGCUAAUGGAGCUGGACACGCUCUCCAGACAAGGGGAAACGCAGAGGGAAUUAGUGAUGUUCAUCCUUUUGCGAUUGGCAGAGGAUGUAGUGACCUUUCAGACACUCCCCACUCAAAGAAGAAGGGAUAUUCAGCAAACAUUAACACAGAACAUGGAAAGAAUCUUCAGUUUUCUGCUCCUCACACUUCAGGAAAAUGUAAACAAGUACCAGCAAGUGAAGGCUGAUGCUUCUAAGGAGGUGGAGGCUAAAGCCAACUGUCGAGUAAGCAUCGCAGCACUGAAUACUUUAGCAGGCUACAUUGACUGGGUGACUCUGAAUCAUAUCGUUGCGGAGAACUGUAAACUGCUGGAGACACUAUGCCUGCUUCUCAAUGAACAGGAACUGCAGUUGGGAGCCGCCGAGUGUCUGCUCAUUGCAGUCAGCAGGAAGGGCAAGUUGGAUGACCGGAAACCCUUGAUGAUCUUAUUUGGAGAUGUUGCUAUGCAUUAUAUUCUCUCUGCUGCACAGACUGCUGACGGAGGAGGCUUGGUAGAAAAGCACUACCUCUUCCUGAAGAGACUUUGUCAGGUGUUAUGCGCACUGGGCAAUCUGCUGUCUGCACUGCUGGGCUUGGAUGCUAAUAUACAAACACCAGGAAACUUUGGAAAGUACCUGGAGUCUUUUCUUGCUUUCACAACCCAUCCGAGUCAGUUUCUACGCUCUUCGACCCAUAUGACCUGGGGAGCCCUCUUUAGGCAUGAGAUUCUAUCCCGUGAUCCAUCGCUGUUAGCAAUAAUACCAAAAUACCUUCGUGCAUCUAUGACCAACUUAGUCAAGAUGGGCUUUCCUUCUAAGACAGACAGCCCCAGCUGUGAAUAUUCUCGAUUUGAUUUUGAUAGUGAUGAGGACUUCAAUGCUUUCUUCAAUUCCUCCCGAGCCCAGCAAGGAGAGGUGUUGAGAUGGGUAUGUCGCUUGGAUCCUAAGACCAGCUUCCAGAUGGCCGCAGAGUGGCUCAAGUACCAGCUGUCGGCUCCCAUUGACACGGGACCUGUGAAAUUGUGCCCUACAGCUGGAACUGGAGAGGGAGGCCUUUGCUCUAUCUUCUCGUCAUCAUAUGCACAGUGGGAAGCCAUGACUUUUUUCUUGGAAAGUGUCAUCAACCAGAUGUUUCGAACAAUAGACAAAGAAGAGGUCCCGGUUAAUGAAGGGAUAGAGCUGCUGCAGAUGGUUUUGAACUUUGAGAUGAAGGAUCCCCUCAUCCUGUCCUGUGUCCUCACCAAUGUCUCAGCACUUUUCCCGUUUGUCACAUACAAACCUGAGUUCCUGCCCCAUGUUUUCUCUAAGCUCUUUUCAUCUGUUACUUUUGAAACUGUUGGAGAAAGUAAGGCCCCCAGGACUCGUGCAGUGAGGAAUGUGAGGAGACACGCUUGUUCCUCCAUCAACAAGAUGUGCCGGGACUACCCUGACCUUGUUCUGCCCAAUUUUGACAUGCUUUAUAGCCAUGUGAAGCAGCUCCUCUCCAAUGAGCUGCUCCUGACCCAGAUGGAGAAGAGUGCCCUCAUGGAAGCCCUGGUUCUCAUUAGCAACCAGUUUAAGAAUUAUGAGCGACAGAAGUUGUUCUUAGAAGAGCUGAUGGCACCAAUGGUCAACAUCUGGCUUUCUGAAGAAAUGUGCAGAGUGCUGACGGAUGUUGAUGCCUUCAUUGCCUACGUGGGCGCUGAUCUGAAAAGCUGUGAUCCAGCUGCGGAGGAUCCAUGUGGCGCCAACCGGGCACGAAUCACCUUCUGUGUGCACAGCAUUCUGGGGGUGUUGAGACGAACCAGCUGGCCUUCCGACCUAGAAGAGGCCAGAACUGGGGGGUUUCUGGUGGGUUAUACACCCAGUGGAAAUCCAAUCUUCCGUAACCCCUGCACAGAGCAGAUCCUGAGACUGCUUGACAAUUUGCUUGCCCUUGUAAGAACCCACAAUACUUUAUACACACCGGAAAUUCUAGCCAAGAUGGCAGAGCCUUUCACCAAGGUUCUGGAUAUACUUGAAUCUGAAAAAACAACCAUAUUAGGAUUACCUCAGCCUCUCUUGGAAGUCAACGAACACCCUGUCUACAAAACGACCUUGGAGAGGAUGCAGCGUUUCUUCGGCAUCCUCUAUGAGAACUGUUACCAUAUCCUAGGGAAGGCAGGCCCUUCCAUGCAGCAAGAUUUCUACACUGUAGAGGGCCUCUCCACCCAGCUCCUUGGUUCAGCCUUCGUCAACUUGAACAAUAUUCCUGACUUCCGGCUCAAAUCUAUGCUUCGCGUCUUCGUGAAGCCCCUCGUGCUCUUCUGUCCCCCCGAGCACUAUGAAACCCUCAUGGCUCCCAUCCUCGGACCUCUCUUCACCUACUGCCACAUGAGGCUUUCCCAGAAGUGGCAUGUCAUCAUCCAGAGGAGCGCGCUGUGUGGAGAGGAUGAGAUUGCAGAGGACAACCCUGAGUCUCAAGAGAUGCUGGAGGAACAACUGGUGAGGAUGUUAACCCGAGAAGUCAUGGACCUCAUCACGACCUGCUGUGUAUCAAAGAAGACCGCCGACCACAGUGCAGUUCCUGCUGUGGAUGGAGAGGAUGAGGAGAUGAUGGCCACCGAAGUCACCCCUUCCCCUGUGGCCGAGCUCACAGACUUGGGGAAAUGUCUGAUGAAGCAUGAGGACAUUUGCACAGCACUAUUAAUUACCGCCUUCAGCUCUCUGACCUGGAAGGAUACGCUGUCUUGCCAGAGGGCGACCACACAGCUCUGCUGGCCUCUCCUCAAACAAGUGAUGUCUGGGACCCUGCUCGCAGACGCUGUCACAUGGCUUUUCACCAGUGUGCUGAAAGGGUUGCAGAUGCACGGGCAGCAUGAUGGGUGCAUGGCUUCCCUGGUCCACCUGGCCUUCCAGAUAUACGAGACGCUGCGCCCCAGGUACCUAGAGAUAAGAGCAAUAAUGGAGCAGAUCCCUGAGAUACACAAGGAGUCUCUGGACCAAUUUGACUGCAAGCUUUUAAACCCCUCCCUUCAAAAAGUAGCUGAUAAACGCCGGAAGGAGCACUUCAAACGUCUCAUCGCGGGCUGCAUUGGGAAACCCUUGGGAGAACAGUUCCGAAAAGAAGUUCACAUUAAGAACCUUCCCACGCUUUUCAAAAAACCAAAACCAAUGCUGGAGACAGAAGUGUUGGACAGUGAGGGGGGUGGACUGGCCACCAUCUUUGAACCCUGAAUCAAGCUUUUGGGCAUCCUUCUCCGGCCUUGGUUGUCAUCUCUUCCCCCUUGUAGUAAUCUCUAGGCCCUUGUCCUGCCACCUCGCUUUCCACCAUAUCAGCCUGGAGAGGCUCAGAUCCAGGACCAGCUGGAGAAGAGUGGGCCUGUGUGGGGCCCAAGUCACUCUACUGAAGGAUUGAGAAAAGGGAGUUAGGACUCACACCAUUCCACAGAGACGUCCUAGAGAGAUGGCAUUCAACUUGCAAUUUGGGCUUUUCCAAGAAAAGCUAGAACACAAUGGCCUUCCCCCAGAGCAGCCACACCAGCAUGGACAGGACCGGGUGCUGUGCCCAACACCACUGACCACACUUGCAAGGGCUCAGCCAGUUCCUCCUGGACUACAAGGGACCCACUUGAGCCCCUUGCUGCUGGGCUGACAGGGAUCCUUCUCUACUCCCAGGGGCAUGUUUGGCCUAGGUGCUACAUGCUGAACCACACUGAGCCAGUUCUUACCCUUAUCUUAAGCAAGAAUCUGGUCACUUGGUGGGAUCCAUGGUACAUACAGGCUUUUGCUAAGGUCUGAGCAGUGUCCAGGGACAAGAGCUGGGCAGUUUAGUCAAACGUGUUCUUUAAAAUGUAGGUCCUGCCCUUCUAUGAUUGACCCUCAAGGGCUUCCCCAGCCUCAGGGCCUCCUCAGUAUCACAUGAGACCAAUCACAUCCAGACCAAUUAAUCUCGUAUCUGGCAAGCUAGCAAAGCCACUGUCCUUUUGGGACUAGCUGAGUCCAGGUGCCUUUGAAAGUUUCUCAUGACUCUUCUCAAGGGUUACUUCAUCCCUGGAGGGAACACAAGCAAAGCAAGAUGAGUGUGAGGCCUGGCCCUGCCUUUAGGAAAGGCAGAUCUCACCUGUGUGUCUGCUCUGACAGGCCCACUCAGACCUGGUACAAGCGGCAGGCGCACACAGCUAAGUUGGCAAGUGCAGGCUGGGAAAUGGGAACUCGAGUGCCAGGUCACUGUCUACAGCUGCACAAGGCCAUCCCACUUUGCGUGGUGCUUGGAGUCUACAGGUUGUCAAGGUGAUUCCAGUGUUUCCCUCCAAACUUGACAGCUGCCUACUCCUGUCUGUCUGGUUCAGGCUGUGGAGGAUGUAGUUGUAUUUAUUAUGUUGUAAUAUUUUUAACAUCCUAUGACUUCAUGCUAGAAAUUUUCUAUUGUUUAUAGAACCUUUUGUAGAAAUGCUAACUCUAAAGGACAUCUGCAUGUCAGUAAAAAAUCUCCUUUCGUACA